GCAUUGGCCUUCCUCCUUCGGGCGUUUGAUAAUUGACCAGGCGCUCAUUCCUGCGGCAGGGCGCCGUGCCCCGCUGACCCUGCCCCGCUCUCCCUGCCCGGCUCUCCCUGCCCGUCUCUCCGUGCCCCUCUCUGCCUGCCCGGCUUUCCGUGCCCUGCUCUCCGUGCCCGGCUCUCCGUGCCCCUCUCUGCCUGCCCGACUUUCCCUGCCCGGCUCUCCGUGCCUGGCUGUCCCUGCCCGUCUCUCCGUGCCCGGCUCUCCGUGCCCGGCUCUCCGUGCCCCGCUCUCCGUGCGCAGCCCCGGCCCCGCUGCCACCAUGCCCGCCAGCUGCCUGCUGCUCCUGGGGCUGCUCCUGCAGCUGCCAGCUGCCUUCUGCCAGCAAGCCCGGGGCAGCCUCCAGCCGUGGUCGCAGGGCGUCAUCGCAGUGGUUGUGUUUCUAGUCCUGGUGGCCAUUGCUUUCGUGGUCAACAGGUUCUGGUGUAAGGAUAAAGUGGAAAAUGCUGAGAACGUGGUGAGUGUGGAGGACAAGCCAGAUGCUGUCACAUCCAACGGCCAUGAAGGGAGAUACGUAUCAGCUGCAGCUGACUUCAGGUCCAAAGAGAACCAGCACGCCUACGAGAACCCCGUGGAGCCCGAGGAGAAGGUGAUCACCACGGCCAUGUAGCAGCGCCCACCCGCCGCCCUCCUCGCCCUCGAUCCACUUCCCUCUGCCGUGAUGGGCAUUUCCACAGAGCCCCUCUGCCCUGGCACACCCUGGGACUGAGGGGCCCUGGCCUCUCCACGGCACCACCACCUCCUGAUCUUCUCCUUUUCCACCCGUGGGACAUGCUCUUGUCCCUCUGGGGCUGGUGUCCACAUGGGCAUUGGUCCCCUGGAGAGGUCUGGAGGUGCCACCUCUCCUGCCUGGUGGUCACCCCACCUGCUUGGCCAGGUUGGUAUCCCAAGUCCCAGGAGGGUGUUGACCUGUUCAAGACACAGAGGGGAUCCUGCUGGGUGCCUGGGACAUCCCCACGCUCCCAGCUGCCCUCCAGGGAGCUGCUGAUGGAAAACCUGCUCUUUUCUCCCCAGUUCACCCUCCUUUUUAUGACCUACACCAUGCAUUUUAAUGUCAGAACAAACCUCCCCCUCUGUACAUAUCUUCCCGGUGAGCAAUAAAGAGAAUUGUUGCCUAUGACAGCAAA
Molecule: messenger RNA, 1181 nt
Organism: Serinus canaria (Common canary)
Lineage: Eukaryota; Metazoa; Chordata; Aves; Passeriformes; Fringillidae
Gene: PDZK1IP1
Product: PDZK1 interacting protein 1
Exons: 4
Coding region: 317-664 (115 amino acids)
Source: RefSeq, a predicted model, not a curated record